Messenger RNA from Jatropha curcas, 1542 nucleotides. NCBI's taxonomy places the organism in Eukaryota, Viridiplantae, Streptophyta, Magnoliopsida, Malpighiales, Euphorbiaceae. The record is from RefSeq and is a predicted model, not a curated record.
CCAUAUGGUGUGUUAUUGUCAUAUAAGCUUGAGAAUUCUCUUAGCUUGGUAGUGAAAUUGUUUUAUCAAGGAUUUGAGUGUGUUUUUUGGAUAGGUUAUGAUGUUUUCUUGACUUAAGCAAAGGCUACUGGAAAUUGCAAACUUGAUGAGCCAGCGGAACAGCAAUUUCUUGCUGGUUUUUAUCUUGUAUAUCUGUGACUGUAGAAUCAGAAGAUUUGGACGAUAAUGCGUCUCCCUGUCCGGAGUGGAUAUGCAAGAAAACCAGGUGAGACAAUGAGGCUUUUCUUGACUACUUUUGCUGGAAUUACCUUUGGCUUUUUUCUAGGAAUAUCUUUUCCAACACUCUCACUGUCUAAGAUGAAUCUACCAUCCAGUCUAUUUUCUUCCAUUGAUCUAACGUAUAUUGAGGACAAGUACUCUGGUCUUUCAACCCGUACACUGUUCAAUGCUUGGUCUUCUCUAAAGGGCAGCAAGGGCGAUUCUUUACCUCACAAAUAUAAUGAUACAAAUAUCUGGGUUCCAACAAAUCCUCGGGGAGCUGAGAGAUUACCUCCUGAUAUAGUAGCGCCUGAAUCAGAUUUCUACCUCCGUCGAUUGUGGGGUCUGCCUGAAGAGGACUUGUCCAUCAAACCAAGGUAUCUCGUAACUUUUACUGUUGGUGCUGAUCAGAAAGAUAAUAUUGAUGCAGCAGUUAGAAGGGUCUCUUUCUCCUUCCUCCUCCCCCCCCCCCCCCCCCACGUGAGUGCUCACAAGCAAACUAAGUGGUGGUAUGCUAAACGUUUUCUACACCCUGACAUUGUUGCACCAUAUGAGUAUAUUUUUAUGUGGGACGAGGAUCUUGGUUUAGAGCAUUUUGAUGCAGAGGAAUACCUUAAACUAGUAAGGAAACAUGGUCUGGAGAUUUCACAACCUGGUUUAGAUCCAGAUAGAGGGACAACAUGGGCAAUGACAAAGAAGAGAGAUGAUUCCGAAGUUCAUAAGGAUACUGAGGAGAAGCCUGGCUGGUGUACUGACCCACACCUGCCGCCUUGUGCAGCAUUUGUCGAGAUUAUGGCAACUGUUUUUUCUCGGGAUGCUUGGCGUUGUGUUUGGCAUAUGAUUCAGAAUGACUUGGUUCAUGGAUGGGGUUUAGAUUUUGCUUUGAGAAGAUGUGUUGAGCCUGCUCAUGAGAAAAUAGGAGUUGUAGAUGCACAAUGGAUAGUUCAUCAAAGUGUUCCAUCACUUGGAAACCAGGGUGAAGCAGGCAGUGGCAGGGCACCAUGGGAAGGGGUGAGGGAAAGGUGUCAAAACGAAUGGAAAAUGUUUCAAGAUCGACUGUUUGGUGCAGAGAAAGCCUAUUUCGAGUCGAUUGGAAUUGAUCCUUACAAUUCAACAAAUCAUUAGAGCGAUGGACAUAUUGGCUACAAAAACAUGUUAUAAAAAUAACCACAUUAUGUAGAAGUGACUUUUAUUGUUCCUGCAGUUUUGACAGACAUGUUUCUUGUAUGAUUUAGUCAUGACAUAUCCCUCAUUGUUUUCUAUUUAUUGAUUCUUUCACAGAAA